This is a messenger RNA of Glycine soja, 912 nucleotides long. RefSeq names its product adenylate isopentenyltransferase 5, chloroplastic-like. Gene Ontology annotation, biological process: cytokinin biosynthetic process; tRNA modification. The record is from RefSeq and is a predicted model, not a curated record. The transcript has a single exon. Gene Ontology annotation, cellular component: mitochondrion. Gene Ontology annotation, molecular function: tRNA dimethylallyltransferase activity. Lineage: Eukaryota; Viridiplantae; Streptophyta; Magnoliopsida; Fabales; Fabaceae. The coding region runs from base 1 to 912 and encodes 303 amino acids.
AUGGCACCUUUAUCUUGUUCUACACCUUUACUCACCGGAAAAAAGAAGGUUCUUUUCAUAAUGGGUGCAACUGAGAGAGGCAAAACCAAGUUAUCCAUUAACUUAGACACUCAAUUUCCUUCUGAAAUCAUUAACUCUGACAAAAUUCAAGUCUAUAAGGGCCUUGACAUUAUCACCAACAAGGUACCAGAGUCAGAAUGUCGUGGUAUUUCCCAUCAUCUGAUAGGCAUUAUUAACAAUCCUGACUAUGAUUUCACUGUUGAUGACUUUUGCAAACAUGUCCUCAAUGCUCUCGAUCUCAUCUUUGAAAAUGGACACCUACCUAUUAUCGUGGGAGGCUCAAACACUUAUCUUGCAACAUUGCUUGAGGAUCUCAACAUGGCUUUUCAUUCCAAAUAUGAUUAUUGCUUCAUUUGGGUUGAUGUAUCUUUAACCGUGUUGUUUCAGUAUUUAGAUAAAAGAGUGGACAAAAUGGUUGAUGCGAGAGUUGUGGAUGAGAUUCAAGAAAACUUUGUGCCUGGAGCAAAUUACUCUCGUGGGGUUAGAAGAGCCAUCAGGGUUCCUGAGCUAGGAGAGUAUUUCCUGGUUGAGAAGGAAAUUAGUGAUAAGGCUGAAAAAGAGAAGAUGCUACAACAUGCUAUUGCUAGAACCAAAGAGAACACUUGUAAAUUGGUUGAGAUGCAACUCUUAAAGAUCCAUAAGAUUAACUAUGAGCUUGGAUGGGGAAUGACCAAAAUUGAUUCCACAGAAGUGUUUGAGGCUAUCUUAAAAGGAGUUGACUAUAAGAACUUGUAUCAUGAAAUUAUAUUCAAACCAAGCAUGGAGAUAGUGAAAAGAUUCCUGCAGGAGACAACUCGAAUGUGGGGAAAGACACCAUGCCAAUAUGACCAACAAGUGACAAUUUAUACUUAG